This is a messenger RNA of Penaeus chinensis, 2354 nucleotides long. Its product is annotated as glutaminase liver isoform, mitochondrial-like. Bases 933 to 1373 code for a protein of 146 amino acids. Gene Ontology annotation, biological process: L-glutamine catabolic process. Lineage: Eukaryota; Metazoa; Arthropoda; Malacostraca; Decapoda; Penaeidae. Gene Ontology annotation, molecular function: protein binding; glutaminase activity. The record is from RefSeq and is a predicted model, not a curated record. The transcript has 3 exons.
GUAAAUUUCGUCCUCAGAAAAGGUGUCUGCGCCCACGCACGCAGCCUGUUCGCCGCGCCGCCUGCCCUCGCCCGCCCCUGAAGCGGCCGAGAGGGACCGGCGCUGGAGCCGCUGCGCUCACGCAGAGUAGGUGCAUUUCCCGGCGCGCGGAAAGCCGUUUGCGGGCCAAUUCCCCGCAGUUUGUUUCGGUUGCAAGCGACAGCACCCAUGUCCUGCGAGCGUGACGAAACCGCCGUCGUUGCGGGCGUUUCGCGGGCGCAUGGAAGAAGCGAACUGGUGCCUCGUAUUUCUGCGGAAUCGUUAUCUCGAAAAUCGUUUCCGCCGCGUCAGUUAAUUCCUGUCGCAAGUGUCCGCGUAGUUUAUUGCUUAAGUAUGUAUAAAUAGCCGUGGGUGUUGUUGGCAGUAAAGUGGGAACAUCGCGGCCAACUUCUUCAGAUUGCCUCCCGCGCCUCCAUUGUUUUAUAGGCGCCCCUCCGCUGAUGCCUCGCGGUCCCUAUCUCGUGCCCUCCGCCCACGCCUCGCCCGCCCGCCCGCCCUUUCAGCACAACAAGUGGCCGUGUGUCUCCGCCUGCCGCCCUCCGACGCUCCCCGGCCUUCCAUUCCUCCUUGACUUCCAGCCUGCCUGCCGCCGCUUCCAUUGUCUGCUGAGGAAAUCUACGGAAAGCACGCGCCAUAUUUAACUAUAUUUUUCGUGUUUUUUUUUUCCCUGUUAUUUUUAAUUUAUUUACAUUUUUAUUUCAUUUUUAUUAUUACUUUUUUGUUGUUGUUGUUUGAAUGUGUUGGCUGGACAUCCAUCCUUGCCCUUACUGUAUGAAUUUAAAAAUGCUAAUUGAAAAUCUGAAUAUUGAUCAUAACCCAAAAGAGCAUCGAAUGCACUUUAUUCGCCUCUGAAGACCGGCCUUUGAGCAUCCCUCGCGUUUCUUUGGCAGGAAAUGGUCCAGGUGUUCAACUUCCACCGCUACGACAACCUGCGCCACGCCGCCAACAAGAAGGACCCGCGGAAGCAGAAGUUCGAGUCGCGCGGCCAGAAGGUCGUCUCGCUCCUGUUCUCCGCCUGCUCCGGUGACGUCACGGCCAUGAGGAGAUACGCCCUGGCCGGCCUGAACAUGGCGGAGAGCGACUACGACGGCAGGACGGCGCUGCACCUGGCCGCCGCCGAGGGCCACCUGGACACGGUGCGCUUCCUGCUGGACAAGUGCAAGGUCCCCCCGGCGCCCAGGGAUCGCUGGGCCCACACGCCCGCGGACGACGCCGAGCAGUUCGGCUUCGCUGAGGUAGCGCAGUACAUCAAGGACUACGAGCAGAGCCUGGAGGAGGCCAAGAAGAAGGACACCAUUGAGGAGGCGGAGGAGGAGACGCAAGCAGAGCAGUAAAAAGACAUUUUCAGGAGAUGCGGAACUGAAAGACGUCGUUUGCUAGACACUUAGACAUUAUUUCUUGCGGUUGAUUUAUGGUGCAUUUCUAGUCAUUCUAACGUACAUUUCCAGGUGAAAGUGUAUCGUGUGCUGUUAUUGUUUUUACUUUUUUCUAGUUAUAGAACGAUGGUUAGAAUCACCAUAAGAUUAUUUGUAUAUGGUAUGUAGGUCAGUUAUAUUCGACCCCAUGAUACGAAUUGUUAUAUAUUUUCAUUUUUUCUUCAUAAAUCUUAUAUACAUAGCCAUAUUGUAUAAAUGGGAAACUGAAUGGAGGCACCAGACAUAUUGCCCAAAAACAUUUGAUUGUAGAUAAUAUUAUUUUCGUUAGAUUUAUUGGCGCACAGAAUAAUUAUUAUAUUAUAAGAAGGUAGUAUAUUUACAAUUCCAUAUUUUCUGAAGAAAAUCGUAAUGGUAUACCUUGCUCUUAAAGUAAGAUAAAAAUUAUAUGAAGUAACGAGCAGUAAUAGGAGUAUGUUUCAGGCCUUUAGUGAAGAGUGGAUGUUUAGAGUAACACUGUAUUGUGCGUGUGUGUGCGUGUGUGUGUGUGUGUGUACACUUGUCUUCUGUGUCAGAAAGAGACACCUCCAUCCUAUCAGUGACAGAAAAAAAAGUUUAACAAAUUCUGUUAACGUUUAUCGCCUUACAUUUUGAAAAUUCACUGUGACAAUAUCUACCAGUAUGUGAUUCUGAAUCUUCCAUGAUGUAAAGAUGUGCCUUGAGAAGUAGGCAGAGUAAGCACCAUCUUGCACAUUGCAGUUAAUGCACUUUUCGGCACGCACAGCAACUGGCUUUUUAUACUUCAUUUAUGGUUUGUGAUUGAUAAUGUUCAUGCUUUCAUAGGUAAUGUUUAAAGAUGUAUUGACAGAUAUGAAUAGGGGUUGUGACAGAGUCCAUGUAUGGACAUUCUCUCUUCCCCCCCCCCCCCCUCUCUCUCUCUCU